AUGGCAAUUACCUGUUUAGGUAAUUUUCUCUUAAUUUUCAGUGGGAUUGAGUUUCCUGUUUGGCUGAUGAAUGUGCGGUUUCAGAUGAAUUGUUUGAAUGGGUGUGUCAUACAGGUUGAAAAUGAUGUGUAGGAAUUUAUUUUGGAUUCUUUGAAUCUUACUAAUGUGAGACUGCGGCUGCAGCCCAGAUUUGAUGGAUACAUUAUUAUUGGCCUAACGCAUAUCUUAUAUAAGUUUAGUUUGAUAUUUGUUUUGAAUUGUUUCUGUGAAUUAGUUGGUAUAGUUUUCUGAGUGCGAGGAAAGCUAGAUUUGCUCUUUUAGUGUUUGCUGGAACCCAGGUAACUUUAACAUAUAAUAGUACGCCAAGAUACCAAGUGGGAGACCAAGGGAUGUGAUCUGCGAUGAAAAUUUGAUUUGUGGGUUUAGGUUAGGUUUAGAUUAAUUUAAUCUCUCAUGUGAAGGCAAUAGCUUGCGUUUGGUUAAUUUUUAGUUUCUAGUUUGUGAAGUAAUCUUGGAGUUGAUUAAGGUGUGCUUGAAUAUACUUGGCUGUGUUUUUGUAACUCCGGUAAUAACUAAUGAGGUAAAGAUGGCGGUGUCGUCUGCGCAGACAGGCCAAGUGGCAAUUUUGAGUGCAUGGGAUGUCGUUUAUAUGGAUAACACUCGUGUUCUAAUGCUGUUCAUCUUGUCAUUGACAAUAACUGCAAUUAUGUGUCAGCGGUUUCAGUACAGUGAUGGCUGGACAAAUGGAAAGAGAUCCACCCCGUCUGUACUGGAAGAAGUUGUAAAUUCUGCCAGCAAGAAUGCAGAUCAAUCAGAUAAUAUCCUUGUUGAUUGCGAGCUACAGAAGUUGAAAUUAUUGCUUCAAGGAAAAAUUAACAAUGCACUGUCUCAGUUACCCUGUGAACUGCUUAGUUCAACAAAAAAAGAAAGCUUCCCUGAAAAUAUGAUAAACCAUUUCCGUAGGCAGCCUACUCUUGCCAAUAAUAAUGACUAAUGACUAACAAUAUUAUCAACAUCGUAGAAGUUUUAAUUAAUUGUGAAUUACAUAUUAUCAACAUUGUAGAAGUAGAAAUGAAUUGUGAAUUACAUAUAAUCAAAUAGAGCAACUUA
This is a messenger RNA of Heterotrigona itama, 1110 nucleotides long. The record is from the annotation of a GenBank genome assembly. Lineage: Eukaryota; Metazoa; Arthropoda; Insecta; Hymenoptera; Apidae.